Plasmopara halstedii is the source of this 1203-nucleotide messenger RNA. RefSeq names its product Nucleoporin. The transcript has 6 exons. The coding region runs from base 1 to 1203 and encodes 400 amino acids. Gene Ontology annotation, cellular component: nuclear pore outer ring. The record is from RefSeq and is a predicted model, not a curated record. Lineage: Eukaryota; Oomycota; Peronosporomycetes; Peronosporales; Peronosporaceae. Gene Ontology annotation, molecular function: protein binding.
AUGAACGCGACGGUAUCGAAGCAUUUUGUAGCUGAGAAGGUAAAAGCUCUCUGCGUUUUGCGCGACGCCAGCAAUGCUUCCGAAACUCUGCAAGAGAAUUGUGAUGUCCUUCCGUUGAUCGCUACAGGUGGCUGGGACACUGAGACCAAUCAUGUUUCCUUACAUCUUCCUGUACGCACCACACGGUCCGAGCGAGAGCUGUGCAGCGAGUUUAGUCGUGGAGAGGUUGAUACGCGUCCGUGCGAACUGAACACAUUGACAGAAGUGGUGCAUGUUGGCGAUGUAAACGCGCUGCAAUAUGUCGCGACGAGAGGGGAGAACCUACUGAUUAGUGCAUCGUCUGCUGGCGGCAUAUUUGCUUAUCGUGUGUCAUCGAAUGCUGAAGACUACACGGCCAUGUCGAAUGGGGACAUAAACAAACCGCUUGCUGCAUUUGUAGUCCCACAGUGGGAAAGUGUAUUUUCCGGUACUGCCGCUACUUGUCUGGACGUUAGCGAAUAUCAGACGAGUCUCGUGGCUGCUAGCGCCAAUGGAGCAUUGGCGUGGCUCAAGCUGGAUGAUGUUGCAACUGUCCAGUUAUUUGAAAAUCAAGGCAAAAGCAAGUUACCAAUCAAUGGUGUGAAGUUUUUAGGUCGGGAUUCUAUCGUUGCCUCUGUUGGCUCCUCGCCUGGAAGUCAAUUAUGUGUCUAUGAUUUUUCAUCGAGCAACAAGCGUCCCAUCACCACCUGUGGCGAUUACCCAAGUAAAAUUUUUACCACACUCGAAACGCACCCCACAAGACCUGAAGUACUAAUCACUGGCUCUGAUGAUGGAUCCGUGAAUUUCUGGGAUCGUCGGAGAACUGACAAGCCGUUUAGCUCUGAAACAUAUCAUCAAAAGGCGAUUCGGGCACUGAAGCUUCACUAUUCUUCUCCUCAAUAUCUGUGCACGGGUGGUGAUGAUGCCGUGUUAAACCGAUGGGCCUUAAAUCACAGUUACAAUUCCCGCGAAUUUCCAGAUUAUAAUGGUUCCGCAUCCACCCAGAAGUCGACUGUAUCUGGUGGCUAUCUCGAGGAACGGGGAGAGAGUCAAGUGCAGCGAAUCCACAUUGGAACUCAACCAUGGAAUGCCAUGGCGAUUCAUCCAGGGUCUGACACUCUUUUUGCAGGCUCUGAUGCGCAAUCCGUGGUGAUCGUGCAGCAGAUGUCGAAACGAAUACAGUAG